This is a messenger RNA of Sodiomyces alkalinus F11, 4173 nucleotides long. RefSeq names its product NIC-domain-containing protein. The coding region runs from base 194 to 3742 and encodes 1182 amino acids. Gene Ontology annotation, molecular function: structural constituent of nuclear pore. The transcript has 2 exons. Lineage: Eukaryota; Fungi; Ascomycota; Sordariomycetes; Glomerellales; Plectosphaerellaceae. The record is from RefSeq and is a predicted model, not a curated record. Gene Ontology annotation, biological process: poly(A)+ mRNA export from nucleus; protein import into nucleus. Gene Ontology annotation, cellular component: nuclear pore.
CUCCAUGUCUCCAUGUCUCCACAUCCUGGAGCUUCAUACAAAAUUUCCCUUCUACUCUCAACUUCCAAAUCCCCAAACGCCUUGACGCCGCACCACUUCGUUUCCACCAUUUUACUCGCUCGCUUUCGGUCUUCGGUUUUCUUACGUCUCUGAAAUCGUCCUCAAUCCAUGUCCUAACCGAUCUAUCGCGACCAUGUCCCUCUUCGGAAACACAGGAGGCAACACGGGUGGAGGCCUGUUUGGCGGCGGGCAGCAGAAUCAAAAUCAAGCCCAGCAGACUGGCACAACGCAGAGCACGGGAGGCUUGUUUGGUGGACUCAACCUGGGCAAACCCCAGACUUCUACUGCGGGUACCGGCGCCAACACAGGUGGCCUCUUUGGCGGACAACAACAACAACAACAACCACAACAACAACAGACGCAACAAACAGCGGCCAAACCGAGCCUCUUCGGCAGCCUCAACACUGGCAACACCCAGCAGCAGUCGCAGCAACCCACGACCGGUGGUGGUCUUUUCGGUGGACAACAGAAUCAGAACCAAAACCAGGGCUUUGGGGCGUCAACCCAGCAGUCUACCGCGGGAGUAGGAGGCGGUCUCUUUGGAAAGCCUGCCGCGACAGCCACACAACCUCAGCAGGGCGCUUCUCUCUUCGGCGGCGCGCCAUCAGCUGCCCAGCAACAGAACAUGCCCUCUCUGUUCGGUACCUCGACGGCUCAGCCGCAGACGACGACCAAUGCCCCCGGCGUCAGCCUCUUCGGCGGUGCGUCCUUUGCAAACCAGCAACCCCAGGGCCAGGGCCAGGGUCAGGCCCAGACACAGACACAGACACUGAACAACCACUCCCAACAACAGGCAGCCCAGCCGUCGAGUGCCUACUUUGACAGCCUCUUUGCAAAGAGCAAGAAACAUGGCCAAGGAGACGGGUCCCUGGAAGAGCUGCCCAGCUUGCAGCUAGGCCUGGGCGACCUCCGCCAGCGGCUCAAGACCCUUGGCUCUAGACCCCACGAGAAGCGGCUCGACGGCCGGGCUCACUACCUGCUUGCCGCCUCCGGUGUCGAUCCCACCACGGCUGCCAAGGACCUCGGCUCCCUGGACAUGCAGAGGGGCAGGGUCGAGAGAUCGGCUGGCUACUCACCGAGCGAGAUCGACGUCGAGACCUAUCUGGCCAACCUACAAUCCAAGACUACCAUGAGCAUGAUCGCCGAUGGACUCGAGCGGUCGGCCCGCGAGUUCGACGGCUUCCUGGAGGACAACGUCACCAUGGAGUGGGACGCCCAGAGGAAGCGCAUCUACGAGCACUUCGGCAUCAGGCCCCGCGACCGUCCCGUCGGCUCCAACUCGGUCAGGGACUCUCAUCAAGGCGGUUUCGGUCGUUCUCGCCGGAGCAGAGGCAGUCAGGCCGGGCCGCGUCCGGGCAGGCAGAGCGUGCUCGGCAAGUCCAACCUCCAACGGUCCGUCAUUGGUACCCCCAGCAGGAUUGGUAUUCAUCAGUCAGAGUUCGCCGACGUCGAGAGACCCACCGACUCCGACGGCCCCUUGCACGGCCGCAUCGGCCCCGACGACAGGGUCCUCCGGGAGAAGCAGGGCAAACUCGCCGACAAGGUUCGCAACCUCAACGCCUCUCGUCUCGCUCGCCAACCGUAUCCCAUCCUGUCCGAGCUCGCCGACGUAGAGAAGAAGUCCCACGAGCCACACGCGCCCCAUAUCGUGGAAGCCUACUACGCCCUCCGGCAGAUCGUCGGAGAGGAUCCCGAAGCCGACACCACCGUCAACCAAGCCACCGCCAAGGAGCGACAGUUUGUGCAGAUGUACAUGGACGAGUCGCCCAACUCGCCUAAUGCCGUGGCUAUGCGCAAGAAGAUUCUCGGCGGCGCCAACGCUUUCUUGGAGAAGAAGUUCUUGCGAGACCUCGAGGGCCUCAUCUCCAAGUAUCCUCACGAGGCCAACCUCGGCGGUCGUCCGGACAUCGUCAGCAAGGUCAAGGCCUACAUCCGUCUGAGGUCGGCCCGCAAGGAUCUCGUCCCCGACAACACUGAACUGCAGCAGGCCAAGGGCGAGUACGUCUGGGCCAUCGUCUUCUACCUGCUCCGCUCCGGCCAUGUCAGCGAGGCCGCUCAGUUUGUCAACGAUAACGCGAGCAUCUUCCGCAGCAUCGACCGGACCUUCCAGGGCUACCUGAACAACUACGCGGCGAGCGAGGACAGGCGACUGAAGAGGAGCCUCCAGGAACGCUGCAACGCCGAGUUCAUCCAGCGCGUGCGCAACGCGCCCGAAAACUCCAUCGACCCUUUCCGGAUGGCCUGCUACAAGAUCAUCGGGCGGUGCGACCUCAACAACCGGAAUCUGGACGGCCUGAACACCGACAUCAGCGACUGGAUCUGGCUGCAGUUCAACCUGGCGCGGGAGGGCGACCGUUCCCUCGAGGUGGCCAGCGAGGCCUACGGGUUGUCGGAGCUGCAGGCCGGCAUCAAGGAGAUCGGCAACAAGCACUUCCCCAAGGUUGCCACCGCCACGUCGGACGACAACAGCAGCGGAAGCUUCGGCAUGUUCUUCUACCUCCAAGUCCUCUCGGGCAUGUUCGAGGAGGCCGCCGCCUACCUGUACCCUUUCUCCUACGUCGACGCGGUGCAUUUCGCCAUCGGCCUCGAGUACUACGGCCUCCUCCGCCCCUCCGACCCUCUGACGGCCAUGGACGACCUGCGGAGUCUGAAUUCGCGGGGCUUGGUGCAGAUCAACUUUGGUCGCAUGCUGGGGUUCUACACCCGGGACUUCAGGGCCGCCGACGUGGUUUCCGCCGUGGACUACCUGACCCUCAUCUGCCUCAACAUGGACCUGCCAGGCGAGGGCGGCCGCCGCCACGCCAACCUGUGCUGGGAAGCCCUGCGCGAACUCGUGCUGGAGACCAGGGAGUUCAGCAAGCUGAUCGGCGACAUCCGGCCCGACGGGCAGCGGAUACGCGGCAUCAUCGAGGAACGCGGCCCCCUCAUCGGGCUGAGCGAGGAGGACGAUUUCGUCAACACGGUCACCAUGCAGGCGGCCCACUUCGCCGAGGAGAACGGCCGCACCACGGACGCCGUGCUCCUUUACCACCUCGCUGGCGAGUACGACACGGUCGUGUCCAUCGUCAGCCGCGCCCUCAGCGAGGCCAUCUCCUUGGACAUCGGCCAGGAUCCCCUCAAGCUCAUGCCCGUCAAGCCGCGGGCCGAAGGCCAGGGGGCGGCGGAUCUCGGUAGCAGCCUCAGCCUGGCGUCCAUCGAUGACCCGGUGCAGUUGGCCAAGACUAUGAUGUCCAUGUAUGAGCGCGAUGCCAUGUUCCAUCGCAUGAUCCAGGACCAGAACCAGGUUGCGUGCCGAGUGCUGCUUGAGAUGAGUACCAUCAAGUCUUUGGUGGAGGAGAAGCAGUGGGCUCAGUGUCUUGAUAAAAUCCGCAACCUCGAGAUCUUGCCCCUGGAAGCCAACGGCGACCCGGCCAUCAUCCGCGCCUACGCCACCAAAUUCCCCGGCCUUUCCCACCCGGUCUCCAUCAACGUGCCCAACCUCCUCCUCUGGACCAUCGUCGCCUGCACGCGCCAGCGCGAACAGCUCGCCGCCAGCGCCUUCUCUGGCAACGAGGGCACCCGCCGCCUCAUUAUCGAGCAGCUCAAGCAGAUGGUCCUCGAUCUCACCACCUACACCUCGCAGCUGCGGUACCGGUUCCCUCCCUCGCUACAUGAGGCGCUGGCUAGGGCUUCGGCUGAGUAGCGAGGAGAAAGCGGAGGCGGAGUGGACACGAUCAAUUCUUCGGAAGCUUCCCUUUGACACCCUACGAUAUGGGGGUGAGUGGUUCACAGAACUGGAUACAUGGCUCUUUGGAAGGGGAUGUGUGUAUGAUCUAGUAUGGACUGGACAGUGAAGCUUUAGAAAGGAGACGGUGCCUUAUGUUAUGGCUUCUUCCCCAGUGGUUAAUAGAGAUGCGUCUCCCUGGGAGGUCUUGACGGGGAGAUGUCCUGUUUAGGCUUGUAUCUUUGCGUGUCUAGCUAGGGUAGACUUGACGGUCAGAGAGGUAAUAUCGCUCUUGUAUGAGUUGAAUAUGAACAAAUGGCAUGACGAUUUGCAGUUGCCAUGGCCUUUCCGUCUCAAAAAAGGGGUUCAUUUCUGCUAGUUGAAAAUAACUAGACGAGUAAAAACAACGC